AAUUUAAAUCACUAUUUUUAAAUGAACUGUCACCUUAUUUUAUAACGGUCAAAUUGGAUAAAUACUUUAUUUUUCUUAAUUUAUAACCGAAAAAAACGAUUAGAAAGUGAAUUUAAUGUUACCAUAAACAUUUUGGAAUAUGUUUAAUUGAUAGAGUUCGUUUGCAAUUAAGUAUUUGGAAACAAUGGAUUCGUUUUAUGACGAACCCCGAAGUGCACCUGUUCCUUUGGCUUUUAAACAAGUUUUCACGAAACCUGUUGUGUCCAGCCCAUCAAUUAUACUAAACAGUGAUAUUACCAAUCAACAACUUGGGCCAACAACUUCCACAAAUAAUGCAUAUUCUUACGAAUUUUGGAAACAAAAUCAGGGCAAAUGCACGUAUAAUAAUUCCUACACUAAACCUUUAAGCAGUUGUGAUAAGGUAUAUAGUCAAAAACUAUUCAAUAACAAUAGUUUUCGAAAGCAAGUGAGGUUUGAAAGUCCCCUACUACAUGCAUCUGUUACUCCUAAUAGAAUUAAAAGGCCAGCUGAUGUUCAGCAACGUUUUACUUCCCCCAGUCUAAGUGGCUAUGAAAAAAAUAUGGAUCCAAAGAGGUAUCCUUUGAAUUUAGUUCCUUCAAAACCUUUUGAGGAAAUUUAUAUGGCAAAUAUACCUAGUAGAAAUUUAGAUUUGAGUAUGGUAGACCCUAAUAAGUCUUACUUAAACCAUGGUAGUUGUGAUAUUGAAAACUUAAACCCUCUAUACAAGAAGACAGGUGUAGUAGCUAAACCUGAUCAUUUGAAUAAAAGAGCAGAUUGUAACAGGAGAGUUUUAGAAGGUUUAAAUAGUAAUGCCAUAAAAAAUAACGAAAAACGCUGUGCAAUAGAUCCAAAAAGAGGUGUAAAUGAGGUGGUUGUUGAUUUAUACAAUUAUAAAUAUGAAAAUUUUAAAAAGAACCCUGGUGUUCACCUCAGAUGUGAUUAUGAUACAGUAAUUAAAAGGCCAUCAGAACAACAAAACUGUGCUAGCAAUGAUCGAAUUGUAAAUAAAAUGGAUCAGUCCAUACAGACACAAGAAACUGCUGUUUGUCUUGCUGAAAGCAAAGAUUCUAAUGAACCUACAGUCAAAGACCUUCUACAGAUAAUGAAACAGCAAAAUGAACAGCUUCUGUUGUUGCAAAAUCAGGUAGCAAUGCUACUUGAAAAUCAAAAAAAAAGGGAACCACCCGAAGUCUCUCCAGCAUUGAAAGAGAUUGUGGCUCCACCUUCUAAGGACAACCCACAAAUUUUACCUCCUCAUAAAAACCUAAUCAAUACUCGUCCCCUUUUUCAAAACCCUAAUAAAUAUUCUAUUGAUGUUAUGACUAGUUUUGAGGUGUCAAUAAGACCCCAAGUAAAAAGCAAUAAGGUUUUUAAAGAGCACUUAAAUCACGAGCCGAAAAUUCAGGAAAUAACAGAGAUUGAAAGCAAUUUUUCCAGUAAUAAUAACAGAACAGAAGAUGUAAAGAAUACAAAUUUAUCUUUGGCAUUAGAUGAGCCAUUGAAAGUUCCUGAGCAGUCCCAUAGUCCUGACAAUAGCAUUCACGUCGAAAUGCAGGAUUAUAGCUCAGAUAGUGAUGACGAAAAUCCAAUAAACGUUGGUUGGACUUUAUAUGAUAAUAUUGUGGGUCAAGUCAAUCAGGUUCUUAAAAAAAAGAGUAAAAACGAAAUUUGUAGAGAUAAAAAGUUUAAUCCUCUUCAGGCAGUUAAAGAGGCCACUAUUAAUCACUUAAAGACCAUGGGAAUUAAUGUUCCUAUUGAAAAUUUGGAUGAUGUUAAUUCUGGAUGCGAUAGUAGUAAUUCGUCGAAUAGUAGCUGCAGUCCAACAGAAAUAAGUUUUGCUGUUAAACAGCUCCUAAUGAAAUAUAUGCCAGAUGAACAACUGGCAAAAGUGGCCACUGAGAACAGUCAGGAAAAGUUUGGGAACAGGCGUUCAGAUUUUUCCUUUGCUACUCUUCAAUAUAUGCAAAAGUAUAACUUGUUAGCUAAAGAAAAUAAAACUAUACCAGCACAAAUGUGCUCCCCGGUGAAAACAAAUGCCAAUAAAAUUUUGGACAUAACUGCUUUGAAACAGCAGCCUAAAUUAAUGUAAUUUUUUUAUUAUUAUUUUAUAAUUAUUUUGUUAUUUAAGUAAUUUUAUAUACGACUCGGGAAGUUAUUUUAUCAUUUCUAAGCAGUAAAAGCAAUAAAAUAUUUCUAUUU
Agrilus planipennis (emerald ash borer) is the source of this 2220-nucleotide messenger RNA. RefSeq lists its product as uncharacterized. The coding region runs from base 185 to 2110 and encodes 641 amino acids. The record is from RefSeq and is a predicted model, not a curated record. The transcript has 6 exons. NCBI's taxonomy places the organism in Eukaryota, Metazoa, Arthropoda, Insecta, Coleoptera, Buprestidae.